Molecule: messenger RNA, 579 nt
Organism: Helobdella robusta
Lineage: Eukaryota; Metazoa; Annelida; Clitellata; Rhynchobdellida; Glossiphoniidae
Exons: 4
Coding region: 1-579 (192 amino acids)
Biological process (GO): protein dephosphorylation
Molecular function (GO): phosphatidylglycerophosphatase activity; phosphatidylinositol-4,5-bisphosphate 5-phosphatase activity; protein tyrosine/serine/threonine phosphatase activity
Source: RefSeq, a predicted model, not a curated record
AUGGGUUGCCUGGCGAACGCAUACUUUUACAUUUCGUUGGGGUAUAAUGUCGUUCUGCAGAGGUUGAUAAAAAUUCCGUGGUACAACAGGGUAGAUGAUGUCGUCAUACUUGGUGCUUUGCCAUUCAGAUCCUAUAAUCAUGAGCUUGUAAAUGAAGGAGUCAAGGGUGUUGUCACUGCACUUGAACCACAUGAAACAAAAUAUUGGUUUAACACAAAAGAAGAAUGGAGAUCAAUUGGAAUCGAACAGUUGGUGCUCAGCACUCCAGAUUGGUUUUCGGUUCCUAGUGAUCAACAAAUUAAAGAAGGUGUUGAUUUCAUAUUAAAAUUUAAAGAUAGAAAACCACCCAAGUCUGUUUACGUUCACUGCAAAGCUGGUCGAUCAAGAAGUGCUACAAUUGUUGCUUGCUAUCUUAUAAAUAUACACAAUUACACACCCGAAGAAGCAGUGAACAAGUUGAGAGAGAUCAGACCUCGGGUUCGAAUACUACCUCGCCAUAUGAACGCUAUUGAAAGAUAUCAUAAAAAUUAUAUUAUUUCACCUAUCACUAAUAGCAUUAAGAAUUUAAUGAAAGAAUAA